AUGACUCUCGACAUAGGAAACGACACGUUGCUAUGCAAGGUAUUCCCCACCAGCCUACAAGGUCAGACUCUCUCAUGGUUUUGCCGAUUACCCCCGAACUUUGUCGAUAACUUUAGGGACCUAUCAGAAGCUUUUGUGGGGCAAUACCUAUGCUCUGUUCGGUAUAAACAGAACAUUAGCACCCUGCAAAACAUAAAAAUGCAAGAGAAUGAAUCUUUAAGAGAAUUUGUGAAACGGUUUGGUCAAGCUGUGUUACAAGUAGAGGCUUACAGCAUGGAUGCUGUCAUUCAGAUCUUCAAACGAAGCAUAUGCCCAGGCACUCCAUUCUUUGAAUCACUCGCUAAAAAGCCUCCCACGACAAUGAAUGACUUGUUCCGACGCACGAGCAAAUACUCAAUGCUAGAAAAUGAUGUGCGUGCGGCCACCCAUCAAAUUUUGGUUGCCGGACAGACAUCCAGAAGCAAUACGGAAAGGAGUUCCAAACUUCCGGAUUGGCCAAGGUGGCCCGACCCCCUCAGAACGGACCCAGCCAAGAAAGAUCAUAGCAAGAAGUGUGUCUACCAUAAAGAGUAUGGUCACACUAUGGAGAGGUGCAGGAGUCUCCAUUAUUUAGUGGAAAGGCUCUUAAAAGCGGGACAUUUGAAGCAAUACUUCCACUCAGAUGCCAGAGUUAGAGAUACCCCCCGAAAUCGCGACUCUGGGACCCCCAGGACCCCAAUCGCCCCCAAAGCCAUCAUCAACUACAUUCACAGAGGACCACUAGAUGAGGAGUACAACUCCAAACGAAAGAGGUAG
This is a messenger RNA of Vitis riparia (riverbank grape), 795 nucleotides long. RefSeq lists its product as uncharacterized. The transcript is spliced from 2 exons. NCBI's taxonomy places the organism in Eukaryota, Viridiplantae, Streptophyta, Magnoliopsida, Vitales, Vitaceae. Bases 1 to 795 code for a protein of 264 amino acids. The record is from RefSeq and is a predicted model, not a curated record.